AUGGCUUCACACAUCUCUUGGAUUUUUGCCUCACUGGCCGUAGCUGCUUGCCUAGCAUGGUUUGCAGGCGACGUCCACUCACCCAAAACGACCCCUUCCUCCAUAGAUCUCCUGACCCUCACGGCCCGGGAUGUCGCAGAGCUCCUCAACAACCAGACAUUCACCUCAUUACAAGUCACGCAGGAGUACCUGCGACAGAUCGAUCUGGAUGACAGGUCUGGGCUUGGGCUUCACACGAUGCUCGAGGUCACGCCUCGAGCUAUUGCUCUCCACAUCGCCAGCGAGAGAGACCAAGAGCGACGCAAAGGCAUCAUCCGCAGCCCACUACACGGGGUCCCUGUACUUCUGAAGGAACUCAACGGCUUCAACUCGGUGGUGAAACUCUUUCACCCUACGAUCUGGAACCCUUGCGGGUCGUCCGCUGGACCAGCCGGCGCCGUUGCAGCUGGGUUUGCACCUCUUGCCCUGGGGACUGAGACACAAGGAUCCAUCAGCUGUCCAGCAUCAUUUACGGCGCUGUAUGGAUUGAAGGUCUCCACAGGCCUUCUCUCACGGAGCGGAAUCCUCCCAUCCUCGACGACCUUCGACUCGCCUGGUAUCCUGGCGAAAUCGGCCUGGGACGUCGCCGCACUAUUGACUGAAAUUGUUGGCAUUGAUCCCGACGAUGCAGUUACGAGCGACUCAGAACCGUUUCUCAGAAACUUCACCGCUACCCUCGAUGCUGACUGGCAUGAUUUCCGAAUUGGCGUGGCCGACAGAGAAUGGUUCUGGUCUAUCCUUCCAGGCUUCGUCGGCGAGCAGGCCGACAUUGAUGACGAGAGAAGAAUGUUCUCAUUAGGCCUUGAGGCAGUCGCAGAAAUGGAACGACGAGGGGCAGCCAUCAUCCCGGAUGCCAAAAUUCGAAGCGCUCCCCUUUCUCUUGGUCAUGUCCAGAAGCUAAUGGGCAAAAUAAUACGACAUGAGAUGGGCCCAGGCUUUAUCAAGCACACAGCAUACCUAGAUGGCAUCCAAAUCAAAUCUCUGGAAGAUCUGGUUAAAUUCGUCCGUCAACAUCCCGAGCUCUCGUGUAGUAGAGCAGAGAAUGCAGCUCAAGGGUACCUCGAGUCAGCACUCAACCAGCAUCUAACAGACGAGGAAUAUCACGCCGCUCUACAAGAGACCAAAAAGAUCGCCAUCGAUGAAGGUAUCAUCGAAGCGCUUGACAAGUAUAACCUCGUCGCGCUUGCCCUGCCAGCAUGGACAAAGAUGAGCAUCUUUGCUGCGUGGGCCCAAGCACCUACCGCGACAGUACCACUUGGGAAAUAUCGGGGCGGUAAGCCUUACGGCUUAGGCUUUGUUGCACGCCGUUUCGAUGACGAAAAGCUGCUACAGAUUAUGAAGUUACACGAGGACACAUUUCCCCCAAGACUCGUUCCUGAAAGGUUGCGGUGGAGAAGAUGGGAAGGCAUACUACCUCGAAGCUAUCUUGGUGCACUAGCCUAG
Molecule: messenger RNA, 1482 nt
Organism: Clonostachys byssicola
Lineage: Eukaryota; Fungi; Ascomycota; Sordariomycetes; Hypocreales; Bionectriaceae
Source: the annotation of a GenBank genome assembly